AUGACGCUUCUCUCAACCACAGUCCCGCAUCUCCAAGCGGCCUGGGAUGUCCACCCUUACCUCCUCCUCUCGGUUCCUUUUGCCCUCUACCUCCUCAUCUCCAAUGUCCGAUCCUAUCUCAAACUCCGACACAUCAACGGCCCGUUCUUGGCGCACUUCACCUACGUCUGGUUCGUGGGCAGUGUCGCCCGAGGAAAGAUGCUCAGCACUCUCCAGAAACUUACCUACAAGUACGGCCCUGUCUGUCGCAUCGGCCCGAACGAUCUUCUCGUCGGCGACUUUGACGAGGUUGUCCGCAUCAACGGGGUGCGGUCACCGUAUGUGAAGAGCGAUUGGUAUACUACUAUCCGGUUUGAUGUUGAUGGGGGGGACUCGGUUGUUUCGUUGAUGGAUACUGCGGAGCAUGAUGUGCGGAAGGCGAAACUGAUUAAGGGGUAUGAAGGGAGGGGGAAGGGGCAGGAUAAGGGGUGGAUGGAUAAGGUUGUGGAUAAGCAUUUGGUGGAGUUGGUGAGGUUGUUGAGGGAGAAGUAUGUCAAGCAGGGGAGGGAGAUUAACUGGACGAAUGUGAUGAGAUAUUUUAGUGCGGAUGUUAUGGUGGAGGCUUUGAUGGGUGAGGCAUGGUAA
This is a messenger RNA of Podospora anserina S mat+, 624 nucleotides long. RefSeq lists its product as uncharacterized. Bases 1 to 624 code for a protein of 207 amino acids. The record is from RefSeq and is a predicted model, not a curated record. Gene Ontology annotation, molecular function: iron ion binding; monooxygenase activity; oxidoreductase activity, acting on paired donors, with incorporation or reduction of molecular oxygen. The transcript has a single exon. Lineage: Eukaryota; Fungi; Ascomycota; Sordariomycetes; Sordariales; Podosporaceae.